AUGCAAAGUGGUUGUGGGGUCGUUUUUGGCACCAAGGCUGCAGCACUCAUAAUGAACGUAAUUCAGAUUGCUCGUGACCACCAGUUACAUAUACUCGUGCCUGUGGGAUUUGUCCCUGGAUGUUAUCUAGACAGAAAGAAUGCUGAAAAGCUAACUGCCUUCUGGAACAAGAGUGUGUUGUUUAAGAGGGAACUGAGAUGCUGUGAAGGAGUCACCUGGAAGUAA
Molecule: messenger RNA, 225 nt
Organism: Neomonachus schauinslandi (Hawaiian monk seal)
Lineage: Eukaryota; Metazoa; Chordata; Mammalia; Carnivora; Phocidae
Product: NADH dehydrogenase [ubiquinone] 1 beta subcomplex subunit 1-like
Exons: 1
Coding region: 1-225 (74 amino acids)
Cellular component (GO): mitochondrion
Source: RefSeq, a predicted model, not a curated record